CCUAAUAAUGAGAAGGACGGAUUAAGAAAUGUUUAACUGUUCCCGAAGGAUGAAUAGUUCACAUUGGGUUUACUUAUUCUUUCUAUCAUAAAGAUAUGGAAGGGAAACCAGCCAAUGCAAAUGUCGCAUAUGGGAAGAAAAAUAAUAUUUGGUAGAAAAGGCUUAGACACUGUUGACCCGAGUGACCUGAACGAUACAAUGGACAGCUAUGAUGGGCAACAACACAUAUUGUCAAACGACAAUGAUAGUAAAGUUGAAUUGGUGGAUACUGCAGCCCGUCAAAAAGAAAAUAUGGCGCAAUGGGCUUCACACAUGCAAUAUCAGUCUGUUGAUCUUAAAAAUGAGGAUGCUCUUCUUAAAUCAGACCAGGGGAAGUUGGUGCCAAGCCAAACACCUCCAGAAGCUGGGUUACGUGAUGAACUUUUGCGUGAGCGAGCGCGACUUCAAAAGCUGGUUAAAGAGCGUGACCAGUUAAAGGAGACCCGUAGACUUCAGAAAGAGAUCGAGGAGCUACGCCGACAACUUGAUGAUAUUGACUUGGCGGAUAUCGGGAAGCCAGCCGAAUCAAAGUUUAGUCCCAGAAGCCCCGAAAAUAUUCUGGAGUGUCCUGCUUCAGAGUCCCACAUUAGGAAGAUUGACAUUAACAUGCCUAACGAGAUGACGAAUUCAG
This is a messenger RNA of Mya arenaria, 670 nucleotides long. RefSeq lists its product as uncharacterized. Gene Ontology annotation, molecular function: GTP binding. Lineage: Eukaryota; Metazoa; Mollusca; Bivalvia; Myida; Myidae. The record is from RefSeq and is a predicted model, not a curated record.